Molecule: messenger RNA, 3305 nt
Organism: Nicotiana tabacum (common tobacco)
Lineage: Eukaryota; Viridiplantae; Streptophyta; Magnoliopsida; Solanales; Solanaceae
Product: 26S proteasome non-ATPase regulatory subunit 1 homolog A
Biological process (GO): regulation of protein catabolic process; proteasome-mediated ubiquitin-dependent protein catabolic process
Cellular component (GO): proteasome storage granule; proteasome complex; proteasome regulatory particle, base subcomplex
Molecular function (GO): enzyme regulator activity
Source: RefSeq, a predicted model, not a curated record
AUGGCGACAGCAGCCACAAUGACGGUGAGCUCUGCCGGCGGUUUACUCGCAAUGCUGAAUGAAAGUCACCCGCAGUUGAAACUUCACGCGCUCUCUAAUCUCAAUGCUUUCGUUGAUUACUUCUGGCCUGAGAUUUCCGCUUCUGUCCCUGUAAUAGAAAGCUUGUACGAGGAUGAAGAGUAUGACCAAAGACAACUAGCAGCAUUAGUUGCUUCAAAGGUUUUCUAUCAUUUGGGUGGACAUAAUGACUCAUUAUCCUAUGCCCUUGGAGCUGGCCCUCUUUUUGAUGUUACUGAGGACUCUGACUAUGUUCAUACCAUUCUUGCUAAAGCACUGGAUGAAUAUGCAAGUCAUAAGACUAAGGCAGCCGAGUCAAAUGAUGAAGCUGUAAAGGUGGAUCCUAGGUUGGAGGCUAUCGUUGUGAGGAUGCUUGAUAAGUGUAUAGAGGAGAAAAAAUAUCAACAAGCCAUUGGCAUGGCUAUUGAAUGCAGAAGGCUGGAUAAGGUUGUUAAAGCAAUUAAAGAGAGUGGUAAUGUUGAUGCAACUCUAUCAUAUUGCAGUAAUAUCUCCCAUAACUUCGUCAGUCGCAGAGAAUAUCGGAGUGAGGUGCUUGAUCUUCUUGUUAAAGAAUAUGAGAAGCCAAAAUCAUCUCCAAACUAUUUGAGCAUGUGUCAGUGGCUUAUGUUUUUGGAUAAACCAGAGCGCGUAGCAAGCAUAUUAGAGAAGCUUUUACGUUCAAAAAAUAACAAUGAUGCUCUACUGGCAUUUCAAAUAGCUUUUGACCUAGUAGAGAAUGAGCACCAAGCUUUUCUUUUGAAUGUAAGAGACCAACUUUCCAGUCCACAACUACAACCACCUUCAGAACCUGCACUCAUACCUGCUGAGUCUGAUACUGCACAAACUGGAGAUGCUAUUGCUGCAGAGGAUGUUGCAGUGAGCGAUGAAAAUCAGCCUUCUAUGCCGAUUGCUUCUAGUGCAGAUCCAAACGAAGCAAUAUAUGCAGAGAGGCUGGAAAAGAUCAAAGGGAUUUUAUCUGGAGAGACUUCAAUAAAGUUGACCUUGCAAUUUUUAUACAGCCAUAACAAGUCAGAUCUCCUUAUUCUCAAGACAAUAAAGCAGUCUGUUGAGAUGAGAAACAGUGUGUGUCACAGUGCAACGAUAUAUGCAAAUGCACUUAUGCAUGCUGGAACAACUGUAGAUACAUUCCUUAGGGAGAACUUGGACUGGCUAAGCAGGGCAACAAAUUGGGCCAAAUUUAGUGCAACAGCUGGAUUAGGUGUUAUUCACUGUGGCCACUUGCAGCAAGGAAGAUCACUUAUGGCCCCUUACUUGCCGCAGGGUGGGGCUGGGAGAGGUGGCAGUCCAUAUUCGGAAGGUGGUGCAUUGUAUGCUCUUGGUUUAAUUCAUGCAAAUCAUGGGGAGGGCAUCAAGCAAUUUCUUCGUGAUAGUCUACGGAGUACCGACGUGGAGGUUAUUCAGCAUGGUGCCUGCUUAGGGCUUGGGUUGGCAGCUUUAGGAACUGCUGAUGAGGACAUUUAUGACGACAUUAAGAAUGUGCUAUAUACUGACAGUGCCAUUGCUGGAGAAGCAGCUGGUAUUGGUAUGGGUUUAUUAAUGGUUGGAACUGCAAGUGAGAAGGCAGGUGAGAUGCUUGCUUAUGCUCAUGAGACGCAACACGAGAAGAUAAUCAGGGGUUUGGCAUUGGGGAUAUCCCUCACAGUCUAUGGAAGAGAAGAAGAAGCAGAUACACUGAUCGAGCAGAUGACCAGGGAUCAAGACCCUAUAUUGCGUUAUGGUGGCAUGUAUGCUCUGGCAUUAGCAUACAGGGGAACAGCAAAUAAUAAGGCUAUCCGUCAGUUGCUACAUUUUGCUGUAUCAGAUGUGAGUGAUGACGUCAGGCGGACUGCAGUCUUAGCGCUUGGAUUUGUUAUGUAUUCUAAUCCAGAGCAGAUGCCUCGUAUUGUCUCAUUGUUAUCUGAGUCUUACAAUCCACACGUGCGCUAUGGUGCGGCUAUGGCAGUUGGCAUUUCAUGUGCUGGUACUGGUCUGAGUGAGGCAAUCUCAUUGUUGGAGCCUUUGACAUCAGAUGUAGUUGAUUUUGUACGUCAAGGCGCUCUCAUAGCCAUGGCCAUGGUGAUGGUCCAAAUAAGUGAAGCUUGUGAUUCCCGUGUUGGUGCCUUUAGGCGGCAACUAGAGAAAAUUAUCCUUGAUAAGCAUAAAGAUACCAUGAGUAAGAUGGGUGCAAUCUUGGCCUCUGGAAUUCUUGAUGCUGGUGGAAGGAAUGUGACAAUAAAGUUACUUUCGAAAACAAAACAUGAUAAAAUUACUGCAGUUGUUGGACUAGCUGUUUUUAGUCAGUUUUGGUAUUGGUAUCCGCUUAUAUAUUUCAUUAGCUUGGCAUUCUCACCCACAGCUUUCAUUGGGCUGAAUUAUGACCUAAAAACGCCAAAAUUUGAGUUUGUAUCACAAGCUAAGCCGUCGUUAUUUGAGUAUCCUAAGCCAACUACUGUAGCCACGACAACUUCUGCGGUCAAACUUCCUACUGCUGUUUUAUCAACUUCAGCGAGGGCCAAGGCCAGGGCUAGCAAGAAAGAGGCAGAGAAAGCUAGUGCCGAGAGAGCAUCUGGUGUGGAGUCAUCUUCUGCUGCCACAAGUUCUACUUCUCCGUCUAUGCAGGUGGAUACCCCUGCAGAGAAUUUGAAAGUACCAGAGCCAUUAUUUGAGAUUUUGACAAAUCCCGCUAGGGUAGUUCCUGCUCAGGAGAAGUACAUAAAAUUUUCAGAAACAAGCAGAUAUUUGCCAAUCAAAGCAUCACCUUCUGGCUUUGUGCUUCUGAAAGAUCUACGUCCCGAUGAACCCAAAGUAUUUGCUCUUACCGAUACACCCUCAUUAGCUGCAUUCAGUACCAGUGGAUCAGCUGGACAACAGGGCUCAGCCUCAGCGAUGGCUGUUGACGAGGAGCCUCAGCCACCGCAGCCAUUUGAAUACACGUCGUGAUCUAUUGUAAUCGAAAAGCUUUGGCUGAAUGAUUUGGUGUUAAUCCAAUGGGAGGAGGCUGAGAAGGCAUUGAACCAAAGAACAGUUUUCCGUUUAAGACUUGCAUUGGAAAGGCAAGAAAAGGAAAAGGAAAAGAAAAAAGAAAGGAUUGACACUGUUUAGAUGUAUUUUACUUAUUUUCCUUCUUGACUCUGUUAAUUUGUACAGUUUGGACAACUCGAUUUGUAGUUUACAAAUUAAACCUUUUUAGUUUGUCUUUGCACAAUUAUUAGGAAAAAGAGUUGAAAUUAUUUCUUGUUUUGGACGAA